AUGCGACAGUCUUUACGGCGAAAGUCUUGCAGUGCUUGCGCGCGCUCCAAGCGCCGCUGCAGUCUCAGUCUCCCCAGCUGCAGGCGCUGCACAGCGAAAGGCAUAGAGUGCUCGUAUCCCACCGUCACGCCCGUGCCGCCUCCUCUUUCAAAUGCGAUGCUCAGUGAUUCAAUUGACGCCGAUGCUUUGCUUUCUCUUCAGUUGCCCUCUUUCACGUCCUCCACAACUGAAGCGUACGGCAUGGAGCUCGACUCUGUAGAUCGUCAUGCCCAUGCCCAUACAGCAAACGAUUAUACUGCGCGCGCAGAAUUUCUGGCUCAUAUGAUGUCACUGCAGUCCACGGCAUUGGCUGACAAGGGAUUCAAUGUCUUUAUCCAUUCGUCACAGACUCUGGCCUCAGAUGCCUUGCGCGACGCGUUGGCUGGCAGUGCCCUACACGCUAUGCGUAACCCUUCUAAUGCGGGCUUCGUCGAUUCUGAGAUUACAAGGCGCGUCUCUAACAUUGUCGCCGUCUUACUUGCAGCGCCAAUGUGCGACGACAUGGUCGACUCGCAAAUACUUCCUUCGGUCCAAGCACUUCUUGUCUACCAAUGUAUGCGACUCUUCUCGCCAGGCAGUGUCAGCCAACAAACACAGGCGGAACGCGAUAACAUUAUUCUUCAAAUGUGGGCAUCGCGAUUGCAACUAUCAUUGGCUCGCGAUGAUGGCCUGAUUGAGGCGAGCUGGGAGAUUUGGGUUGAGCAGGAAGCCAUCCGUCGCACGCUCAUAUGCAUAGAGCUUGCACAGGGUACUUACACUUACCUUCGAGGGAACUGGCCCAUCGGUCUCCGGUGUAAUCACGACCUAAGAUUCAACGCACAGAGGGCUCUUUGGGAAGCCAAGUCAGCUGCGGAGUGGCGCUUGGUCUGCGACGAUUUCGCCCAUCCCUCGAUGCCAUGCAAUAUGAUUCGCUUACAUAAAGACAUUUGUGACGCAAUGCCUGGUGAUUUGGAUGAUCUAGGGGCUAUAUUACGCGUUACGGGUCAAGGGCUUGCGGACUUGAAUACCUGGCUUCGUCACGAUAAAGAAGCCUUGCAGCGAUGGGGCCAAGUGGGUGUAUGA
Fusarium tjaetaba is the source of this 1101-nucleotide messenger RNA. Its product is annotated as transcription factor cys6. Lineage: Eukaryota; Fungi; Ascomycota; Sordariomycetes; Hypocreales; Nectriaceae. The transcript has a single exon. Bases 1 to 1101 code for a protein of 366 amino acids. The record is from RefSeq and is a predicted model, not a curated record. Gene Ontology annotation, biological process: regulation of DNA-templated transcription. Gene Ontology annotation, molecular function: DNA-binding transcription factor activity, RNA polymerase II-specific; zinc ion binding.